Messenger RNA from Microcebus murinus (gray mouse lemur), 4496 nucleotides. NCBI's taxonomy places the organism in Eukaryota, Metazoa, Chordata, Mammalia, Primates, Cheirogaleidae. The record is from RefSeq and is a predicted model, not a curated record.
GACUGAGUAAUAUUCCAUUUUGUGUCUGUGCCACAUUUUGUCCACUCAUCUGUUGAUGGAUGCUUGGGUUGUCUCUGCCUUUGGCUGUUGUAAGAGUGCCAUCGUGGCAUCGCUGUGGGGUUGCUGGAUCACAGGUGGCUGUUCUAAUGCCGGUUCCCUUACUGUGGAAUUUCUCAGCCUAUGAAAUGUUUCUAUGCGCAGUAAACCCCGUAGAGAAAAACAGAGUUUUCAGAUUUCCCAAGCUUAUUUGGCCGUGAAAACUGUUUCUCCUUGUCUUUUGGAGUUGGUGUUACAGAACACACCUUGGGAGCCGCGUCAGAGAGGACUUUGAAGGAGGGUGUUUCCGGUGGCUGGCCCCGGUAGCCACUGUGCCUGCGGCUACCUUCAACCGAAAUGGUCAGAGCGUUCUUCCUUGUAGCCAUUCUUUUGUCCCCAAGUGUGAAAUAAUGAGAAGGUCACUUACAAUUUCUAGCUGGAAGGUACCUGGGAUGUAUAUUGAAAUAAUAAGUACGUGACUCUUUAGAACAGUUUUGGUUGUGAUUUAAGAGGAUAGACUAUUAAAAUAGGACAUUUCUGGAAAAUUUGAUGUAUGAGUAGAAGUAUCUAGACUUGUGAUUACCUCAUGACUUUUAAAAGCCAGAUGCUGUGUAAGAGCCCAGAUCCGGGCUCCCCGGGAGCGUGGCCCUGGGCGUUGGCACAGGGCCAAACUGUUGGUUUUCAAGGUGGCACCUCUGCUUCCUUCCUCAGUGCCGGGCUCCUCUUUCAUGGAGGGUUAGAAAUGGCUGGUCCCUGGUGACAGAGAGGGAAAGGGACCAGCUAUCAGAUGGGCACCCAGGGUGUGACUUUGUGUUGACUUUCUGCUUAUGUCUCUCGUAGGUUAAAUGCCUCCCUCUCCGCACAUCCUGAGAAAGAUGAAUUGAUCCUAUUCGGAGGUGAAUAUUUCAAUGGCCAAAAAACUUUUUUGUAUAACGAGCUGUACGUCUACAACAUCAGAAAGGACAGCUGGUCCAAAGUCGACAUCCCCAAUCCACCUCCACGGCGCUGCGCCCACCAGAGCAACAGGAGGUCCUUCAGGUCGGAGCGGACAUCGGAUGGUAGCCUGGAAGAGACAGUUAAUCCUUUUUGGUGGCUUCCAUGAGAGCACAAGGGACUACGUUUAUUACAACGAUGUGUACGCCUUUAACCUGGACACAUUCACCUGGAGCAAGCUGUGCCCGUCGGGGACAGGGCCCAGCCCCCGCUCAGGCUGCCAGAUGUCCGUCACGCCACAGGGCAGCAUAGUCAUCUACGGGGGCUACUCGAAACAGAGAGUCAAGAAGGACGUGGACAAAGGCACGCCGCACUCUGACAUGUUUCUCCUGAAGCCUGACGAGGGGAGAGAAGGCAGGUGGGAGUGGUCUCGAAUCAACCCAGCGGGAGUCAAGCCCACUCCAAGGUCUGGCUUUUCGGUGGCCAUGGCGCCAAAUCACCAGACGCUGCUCUUCGGGGGUGUCUGUGACGAGGAAGAGGAGGAGCGCCUGGAGGGUGACUUCUUCAACGACCUGUACUUCUACGAUGCUGCCAGGAACCGCUGGUUUGCGGGACAGCUGAAGGGACCCAAGACGGAGAAGAGACGGCGCCGGCGGGGCAAGAGGGCGGGGCCUGAAGGAGCCGGCGAGCAGGAGCAGGCGUGUGGGGGAGCCAGCACCCCGGCACCCCUGGAGGUGGUCACGGAGGUGGUAGCGGAGGACGGGACGGUGGUCACCAUCAAGCAGAUGGUCUGCGCCCCGAACGCGGCAGGACCACCCCAGCCCGAGGAUGAAGACAGUCCUGAGGAAGCCGGCAGCCCUGCGGUCGAGCCGAGUCCACGCUCCAACGCCAUGCUGGCCAUGAAGCACGGGGUGCUCUACGUCUACGGGGGCAUGUUCGAAGCAGGUGACCGCCAGGUCACCCUCAGUGACUUGUACUGCCUCGACCUCCACAAGAUGGAGGAGUGGAAGGCUUUGGUGGAGAUGGACCCAGAAACGCAGGAGUGGCUGGAGGAGACGGACUCGGAUGAGGACAGCGACCAGGCUGAGGGUGCGGAGGGUGGUGAGGAGGAGGAGGAAGAGGAAGAGGAGGAGGACAGCGCAGAGGAUGGCAGCUCGGAGGACGGAGUGGCAUCAUCUCGCUCCCUGGAGCUCCCAGCCGGCUGCUUGUCCCUCAGUGAGCCUGGAGAACAGUCUGACCAGCAUUGCUACAUGAGUCACCACAGACCAGCAGCUCCACGCCUGGCCACGUGUGCACCCUCACAUCAAUGUUCACGAUAGCCGAGAAGUGGAAACAACCCAAGGUCCAACCACAGAUAGACAAACAGAUGUGGUCUGCCCACACAUGGAUCACUCAGGCGUGGAAGGAACGAAGCUCUGACAGGCUACAGCGUGGCCGGACCUCGGGAAGAUGAAGGCAGACCCAGAAGGCCACGUGUUGCGGGAUUCUGUUCGUAGGAACGUACAGAAACCACAGAUCCACGGACAGUGGAUUGGUAGCUGCUUAAGGGCUAUGAGGCCUCUCCCAAGGUAAUAGGACUGUUCUAGAGUUAAUGGAGAGAGUUGCACAACUGAGUACACUGAAGGCCACUGAACUGUGUGCUUCAUCGAGGUAGCUUGUGUAAGAAUUAUACCUCAAUAAAGCUGUCACCUAAAAAGAGGGGGCGCUCAGAAUGAAUGGAUUCAGGUGUCAGGUCAGCGGCAGAGUAGCACCUGGGAGUGAGGAUCCCACCGACUGGAAGGGAGGGGGCUUUCCAGAGGUCCUCACUGGGGACGCGGCACCACCAGUCGCAAUCCCUGCUGGGGCGCCUGCACACACCCACCAGGGCCGUGGGCCUGACCAUCCGCCCAUCUGCAGGUCCUCCUCCCAGGCUGUGUCCCAGCUGAGUGACACCCCCAAGGGUUGUUCAGGGCCCAAUCCCAGCUCCACGGGGUGUUCUCAAACAGGUCCUAUACUUGAGCCCUCAACGCCCUCUCCCUGGGGGCCUGCAGAGCCCAGGGUCCCCGGCGGUGCCACCUCCCUCUCCUGUGCAGUGCUGGAGCCCCCGCCCCGCCGCUCUCUGCCAGGACUGACCCUGUGCUGCUCACACAGGGCCUUGGGCACGAGCCAUUAGCGUGGCCUCAGUCCCACCCUGCCCUGGCUUCCUCAGGUGACCACACAGUGACAAACACUCAGGCACUCGCCCCACACCCAGCUUGGGCCAGCGGCUUCACGUUUGGACUGAACGUGGUGACCAGCACAGUGAAAGGCACAGGCUCACUGCGACUUGCAGUUUCUCUGCCUGUCCCUGUGCCCCAUGCCCCUCCAGCCCGGGCUGGCUCUGCACUGAGUGCAGGGCGCCCCUGCUGCCUGCGCAGCGUGCAUCCUGGCCCAGCGGGUCCCUGGAGAUACUUUAAAAAAGAAAAAAGCAAAGCCUGCUCAACAGAAGGCACAGGGAGUUUUGAACUGUCCCCCCGGGACUCAGCUGAGGGAGGAGGGUCCCCAGACAGCCCCUGCAGCCCCACUGGUGUCUGCCUGUGCCCGGCCGGGCAGUGCUCAUGCUCUGCAGAGGCACGAGGACACAGCCAGUGUGACCUGGGGCUUCCACACCCCCCACUGCAGUGACCCCUCCUCAGGUCACACGCGUCAUUUCACCAGAGGGGAAACCAAGGCCUGAGAACCACUGGGGACCUUGCUGGGCCACAGAGUUCGCUUACGGGCAGCACCGGAGAGAGAACCCAGGUGUGUGCCUACCUGAGGGGACCUCACCGGGCCCUCUGGCUGUCCUGCUCAGUCACCCCUGCGCCUUCACAGCGGGACUCUUGUCCCCAUGUGCUCAGGGGAGAGGUGGAUGACAGCAGGACCCCAGCUCAGCAGCACGAAGCAUGUGGGGGCUCCCGCCCUGACCCUGCUGUGACCUGCCGUCCAUGCCCAGCACCUCACUGGCCAGGGAGUGGGGAGUGUCACAGGCCAGAGGACGGCUCCCUGACCCCACGGCGGCCCAGGGCAGACUGGGGACUGCCCCACGCCACUGUCGCCCAAGGUAAGCACUGGGGCAACCGGCUCCCGUAGGUGGUUCUGGGCAGUGCCCCGGGGACCCUGCCUGGCCCUCGCUAUAAGCCCAGGCCCCGGGCAACCCCCUGGCAGGCACUAGAGUGCACCCUUCCGGCCACCUCCCCAAAGGUGGCUUCUGCUCAGGGUGGGGCUGGAGGUGGUGCUGGGGUGGGAGGAGGGCGCCCCCCCAGGCAGGGACAGGCCCCCAGCGCAGCCCCCUGGUUCUCCUGCCGCCGCUGCACACCCAGGGCUGGCAUCUACCCCAGGGAGCUGCGUCUGAAGCAGCACCCAGAGCGCCAGCGCGUUGAGCAGGCUAAAUAUAGAGCCCGUCCCGCAUCUCCCACCCUGCCCAUCGCGGCUGUUCCUAAAAUAACCCCGCACGCGCACGGCGCUGGGAUGGGGAGGAUGCAGUUGUAAGCGAGAGCUGGCGUUCUGGUCCCGGCAGGAGCACGGUG